UACUGAUCGAACUAAGCACAAUUACCAUAACAAAUAAAAUUUCUCUGCACAUGAGUGCGCAACAUCUAUUCUUUCUGCUGAUCUCAAGGUCACACCUUUUUUAGUAAUUUUCUCUGCAAGUGAUAUAUAUCAACCAUAAAAGGAGAUAUGGAUGAACACAUUUUGAAGAAAUGCUUGAUUGGAUUGAUCUCCGUUUCUUUGUUAGGCUCCGUUAUAACGGGAAGUGAAACGGUUUUCAAAGUAGUAUUGUCGGUUCUCGUUGUGUUCGCUCCAUUUGCAGUCGCUUGGUAUAUGAACAACACAGCUGAAAUUCGACGACUCCGUGAAAGGAUCCAAGAUUACCGACCUGGUAAUUGGACGAUCAGAGAUGCAGGGUCUAGCUUCGAAAAACCAUCCAAGGUUAAACUAGGUGUCUUCGGAGUGCAAGACUCAGGCAAGAGUGCCUUUCUCAACUCUCUUCACUUUGCCUACAAAGGUGUAUGGGAGCAGAUCUACAUCGAGAGCAAUACGUUAGGGCAAGGAGGGGAGACUUUAUUCCGAGACCCUGUUAUACUUACCGAUCAGGUUACAACUUUCGAUACACGUGGACUAUCGGAUUUGGGUUAUUACAAAGUUCGGGAUGUAAUGGAUGAAAUCACUGGAAAGCGAGGAAUCGACCCUCGUUCUUGGACAGCUGGAGAAAGGAUCGACUGUCCCAUCUUUAUCCUUAAAUACAACUCAGCUACUGGAAUACAGCAUUGUCGUGAAUUCAUAUCGUCACUUGUACCAAAAAUCAGGCAAGAGUUCGGCUCGUAUCCGAUCAUGGUUGUGACCUUCGCUAACAGCAUCUUGAACCAGAAAGAGAUCGUUGGCGACAUCACCGGAGCUGGUAUGGAGAAGAACAGUCUAUUCUUCAUUGAGAACUACACAGCUUUGAACCACGAGAUGGAUUCUAAGAAACACAUUGCUCUUCUCAAGAUCCUGGAAGCCUGUAUCAAGAGAGCCGAUGAUAACAUCACGUUCCACUGGCGAAAAGAGAAGGAGCCACCGCCCAAACGGAAAUGUGAGAUAAUGUAG
This is a messenger RNA of Lytechinus variegatus (green sea urchin), 1056 nucleotides long. RefSeq lists its product as uncharacterized. Bases 148 to 1056 code for a protein of 302 amino acids. The record is from RefSeq and is a predicted model, not a curated record. The transcript has 7 exons. NCBI's taxonomy places the organism in Eukaryota, Metazoa, Echinodermata, Echinoidea, Temnopleuroida, Toxopneustidae.